GCAGAGAGUAUAUCAUUCCAUCCUUGGCGCACAGAUUUAUGGCAGAGAUGGUGGAUUUCUUUAUUCUAUUCUUUAUAAAAGCGACCAUUGUCUUGAGCAUCAUGCAUCUCAGUGGAAUAAAGGACAUCUCUAAGUUUGCCAUGCAUUAUAUAAUAGAAGAAAUAGAUGAAGACACAUCAAUGGAAGACUUGCAGAAAAUGAUGAUUGUGGCACUUAUAUACAGGUUGUUAGUUUGUUUCUAUGAGAUAAUUUGCAUUUGGGGAGCGGGGGGAGCUACUCCAGGAAAGUUCCUGCUAGGGCUUCGAGUUGUGACAUGUGAUACAUCGGUACUAAUUGCUCCAAGUCGGGUUUUAGUGAUUCCUUCCUCAAAUGUUAGCAUCACAACGUCCACCAUACGAGCUUUGAUCAAGAAUUUUUCUAUUGCUUCUUUUUUCCCUGCUUUCAUCACACUGCUGUUUUUUCAGCACAAUCGAACAGCCUAUGACAUUGUGGCAGGAACCAUUGUGGUAAAAAGAAAUGGGGUCAGAUGAUGCCCCAGAGCCCUGAAUUCCACUCUUUGGAAUAAUAAUGACAAGACUAAAUUAUGUAUCAAGGCCAUCAGUAUCUCUAGGUUACAUUAAUUGAUGAUUUAAAAAUUAGAGCAGUCACUAUGGUGUGACACAGGGGACUAUUCUGAAAGUGUUGACCAUACUUAAAUGUCAAGGAACUUUUCCAAAAGGAAAACCUAUUAAAUUCAAGUGUUAAAUAUUUGUAGAACAAAGCAGAUGGUUUCGAUCAAUAUAGACAAACGCAUACUUUCACAUUUAAGAUAACCAAAAUUUUCUGGAGGCAUUUUCGGCUUUAAAUUCUCCCAUUUUAUUCUGGCUUAUCCUAGAGUGAUUGAAAAAUGUCCAGUUGUGUUUUAUAAACACCUAUAUACAUAACUCCCACAGCUCUUCUUAUGGAAGUUGCUUUGUGUGGGCAUUGAGAAAGCUUCAACUCAACAACCCACUGGCUCCAUGGCAGGUGUUGGAGAAAAGGGCUAGUGAGGAAGGCCUAGCAGUCUCCUCACCUCACACUUCCUGGAUGUUCUAGAAUUCACUGCAAUGGUGGUGGAAUGUUAUAGCUUUUUAUUAAGUAUUUGGAGGCAAGAAUUUUCAUGAUGAUGAUAAAAAUGUAUUGAGUCAUAUCAUUGAUACUUAAAAAAAAAAAGGUAAGUUAGUCAUUGCCUUCUGUGGGGGGUGGGGAUGGGGAUGUGAAUUUUCGAUGUAAAUUCAGCUUAGGCUUUAUGUGCCCUAAAUUCCAACUCUAAAUAUGUGGGGGAAACAUUCGAACAUUCCCAGUGUGCUCUCCAGUGUUCUGAAUGUACCUGUAGAUUCAAUUUCUGUACAAGCAAACUAAGGCACUAUAUUCUAUACAGUUCCAUGAAUGUCAAAACAUCAAGGUAUUAGUAUUUAGAGAGGAGUCUGUGAAAUACUAGCCGUUUUCCAUGCUGACUUGUUCUCUCUAAAGCAAAGCAAAGUAUCAUCUCUGUACAUUAUUCUGGCUUCUUUAAGCUCAUUUUGGACGAAAAUGUUAAAAAAAACUUUUGUGUAUGAUCCGUUGUACUUUGCGCUGUCGGUGCAACAUUGUUAGGUCUGUGUGCUUUUGUUGUAUCCCAGUCAGCUAACUGUACCGAAAUGUACCCGUAUCGUUUAUAGUUUAAACUUACUCAUUCUUGUAUAUAAUCUUCCCAAGAAACACUAAAUUGUAUUGCACAAGAGAUCAGUCUUUGUUCCUGGGUUUUAAGUAGCAAGAAUAAGCCAUGUGUUAUUACUGUAUCAACUUUCAGUGAGCUUUUCUUGACAUUUAAAACUGAAAAUGCAAUGUCUAUAGACACUUUAAGAAUCUAAUAACUUAUUGUAGGAGUUCAUAAACCAUGGUUUUUCAAAAUAAUUCUUAAAUCCAACUUCACAGAAGGCCUAUUACUUGUCAAGAGCAGUGUGUAGAGCACGUGUGGCCCUGGCAAGAACUCAUGGCUCUUCAAACUUACACUACGAAUCAGGAAACUGGUGUGGACACUACUUUUGCCACUGAUAAGGGACAUCACGUUGAAAUGUGCUUCACCCAGCAGCUCUGGAGUAUUUGAUUAUUGUUUCCUACUCAGAUUAUUGUAGUUCUCACAGAGGGUAUUUUUUAUACAGUAAAAUAAGCAAGCAGUUAAUUUGUUAUAGUUUAAAUACUGCAAUUUGCUAUGAACAAGUUAUUUAGUUCCAGCUGUGGAUUCAAGUUGUGCCAUACAGGCUGUAAAAGUAUUGCUUUGCCUCUACAAUAAAACCUCAAUCUGUUGUAAGUUCAGCACUUAGGGAAAGAAAUCUCAAGAGUUGAAAUAAAAAGGAGAAAAGGGAACCUGCCACAUUUUUUCUUGUAAAAAUGGAGCCUCCUUCACAGAACAUGAGUGUAUUCAAUUAUAGAAAUACUGAUUUCCUGUGUCUCAUUCUGAAGCUAUAUCCUAUACCUAUAAAACAGCAAACCGAAGUGAGAAAUGAAAAUAAUCUUUAAUGAGCAUGCGUACCUUAAGCUGAAACCACCUUAGGGACUGGAGUCUUGUUGCUGUAUUACCAUUCAGUCCAAACAACUGGGAAGAGGCUUAGGCAGUCAGAUGGUCUCAUUAUCCAUCACUGAAAGUGUUCUGGUAUGGCUGUAUCUUGGAGUAGGAUGUUCGGGUAACAGUGCAAUGGCAAGCCUUACUUUAUGAGCUUCUCUGUGACCAUAAACACAUGCCACUUGACAGUAUUCUAAAGCAUCGCCCAACUCCUCCUCUAGCGCUGGCUUAAUUCUCCCUACAUGGCACUUACCUUCUCGUCUCCAAGAAGGCAUCCUAGUUGAUGGCCACUUUGUCCACGACUCAAAAAUGAUUCUUCAAAGGAUCAUAAAACAUUUUAACUUUACAAGAACUUGUUCACAUCAAUGAUUUGAAUGUUUCACUUACACACCUGUUUCUGGCAAAGGAAAGGAGUUAAAAUUUUGCAUUUGCUACUUGGAGGAUGGGGCAAUUAAAGUUUCUCAUUGUUCCUUUGAGGACAAUACCUAAAUUAACAGUAUUCCUAAACUUCUGACCAGUACUUUCAGCUUCUUGCAGUCCUCCAUUUAUGUAACCAAAGAUCAGUUGUUAUUCGUGCCUGGGUGAAGUUCCUUAUUUCAGCCGUUAUGUGCAGAUUUCUUUGUAGUUCACUAUAGUGGGGGGCUUGCCCUAUAAACAGUAUCUAAUGACCCACCUAUAAAUAAAACUCAGCAUUCUAUUUUUAAUAUUUGUAUGUCAUUAGUUUGUAUUUUUCGUCUCAAUAAAUAUGUCAACAGUG
This is a messenger RNA of Cricetulus griseus (Chinese hamster), 3320 nucleotides long. The record is from RefSeq and is a predicted model, not a curated record. Lineage: Eukaryota; Metazoa; Chordata; Mammalia; Rodentia; Cricetidae.